CCCAGGAAAUUCAACUCACUCAACCUCAGAUCUCUAGCGGAGGAGAAAAGCCAGUAAGGGAGCUGAGGACCAGUAAGUCAGUCUCCAGAGAAUGCAGCUCACCGACAUUUCCGGACAGGUUACCAACUAAGCGAUCCAGCCCUGUCUCAGUCCCAUUGCUCCCUAAGGUUAGAGCUGGCCCGGUUCCUGGAAAGGUGUUUGUGGAAUAAAGAUGGAGGCCAGAGGGGAGCGCUUUCCUAAACAAAGGCAAGUUCUGAUUCUCUUUCUUUUGGUGGAAGUGGCUCUGGCAGGCUGGGAAUCCCGUCGCUAUUCCGUGAUGGAGGAAACAGAGAGUGGCUCAUUUGUGGCCAACAUAGCGACGGACCUAGGGCUGGGAGCGGGAGAGCUAGUUGCACGGGGAGCCCGGCUGGUCACUGAGGAUAAUGAAUCCCGAUUGCAGCUGGAUCUGCAGACCGGUGACUUGAUAUUAAAUGAGAAACUGGACCGGGAGGAGAUGUGUGGUCCAACCGAACCAUGUUUAAUGCAUUUUCAAGUGUUACUGAAAAAACCAUUGGGAGUAUUUCGAGCUGAGCUACUGGUGAGAGACAUAAAUGAUCAUUCUCCUGAGUUUUCUGAAACAGAAAUGACGCUGAAAAUCCCAGAAAAUAGCCCUCCUGGGACCGUGUUUCCUCUGAAAAGAGCCCAGGAUUUGGACGUGGGUAACAACAACAUCCAAAACUACAGCAUCAGUCCCAACUCUCAUUUCCAUGUUUCCAUCCGCAACCGGGGUGACGGCAGGAAAUACCCAGAGCUGGUGCUGGACAAAGAGCUGGAUCGUGAGGAGCAGGCCCAGCUUAGAUUAACCCUCACAGCACUGGAUGGCGGCUCUCCACCCCUGUCUGGUUCCGCCCAGGUCCACAUCUUGGUCUUGGACAUCAAUGACAAUGCUCCCGACUUUGCACAGACGCUGUACCAAGUGCAGGUCUCAGAGAACAGCCCUGUAGGUUCCCUAGUUGUCAAGGUUUCUGCUAGAGAUUUAGACACUGGAACAAAUGGAGAGAUAUCAUACUCCCUUUCUUAUAGUUCUCAGGAGAUAAGCACAACUUUUGAAGUAAAUAGCCUUUCAGGAGAAGUUCGACUAAUCAAAAAACUAGAUUUUGAGACAAUAUCCUCAUAUGAGCUGGAUAUAGAUGCCUCUGAUGGUGGGGGACUUUCUGGAAAAUGCUCUGUCUCCAUUGAGGUGGUGGAUGUUAACGAUAACUCCCCAGAACUAACUAUUUCAUCACUUACCAGCCCCAUUCCUGAAAAUUCACCCGAGACAGAAGUGGCUCUGUUUCAGAUUCGAGACCGAGACUCAGGGAACAACGGAAUGAUGGCUUGCUCCAUCCAAGAUGAUCUCCCCUUCCUCCUGAGACCAACUGAAGAGAAUUUCUACACCCUGGUAACAAAUGGGGCUCUGGACAGAGAGACCAGAGCCGUGUAUAAUGUCACUAUUACAGUUACCGACUUGGGGACACCCAGGCUGAAAACCCAGUGCAACAUAACUGUAUUGGUCUCUGACGUCAAUGACAACGCCCCUGCCUUCACCCAAACCUCUUACACCCUGUUCAUCCGCGAGAACAACAGCCCCGCCCUGCACAUAGGCAGCGUCAGCGCCACAGACAGAGAUGCGGGAGCCAACGCCCAGGUCACCUACUCGCUGCUGCCGCCCCAGGACCCGCACCUGCCCCUGGCCUCGCUGGUGUCCAUCAACGCGGACAACGGCCACCUGUUCGCCCUGAGGGCGCUGGAUUUCGAGGCCCUGCAGGCGUUCGAGUUCCGCGUGGGCGCCACGGACCGCGGGUCGCCCGCGCUGAGCAGCCAGGCGCUGGUGCGCGUGCAGGUGCUGGACGCCAACGACAACUCGCCCUUCGUGCUGUACCCGCUGCAGAAUGGCUCUGCGCCCUGCACCGAGCUGGUGCCCAGGGCGGCCGAGCCGGGCUACCUGGUGAGCAAGGUGGUGGCGGUGGACGCGGACUCGGGCCAGAACGCCUGGCUGUCGUACCAGCUGCUCAAGGCCACGGAGCCCGGGCUGUUCGGCGUGUGGGCGCACAACGGCGAGGUGCGCACGGCCCGGCUGCUGAGCGAGCGCGACGCGGCCAGGCACAGGCUGGUGGUGCUGGUCAAGGACAAUGGCGAGCCGCCGCUGUCGGCCAGCGUCACGCUGCACGUGCUGCUGGUGGACGGCUUCUCGCAGCCCUACCUGCCGCUGCCCGAAGCGGCGGCCGACCCGGCCCAGGCCGACCCGCUCACCGUCUACCUGGUCAUCGCGUUGGCGUCGGUGUCGUCGCUCUUCCUCUUCUCGGUGCUGGCGUUCGUGGCGGUGCGGCUGUGCAGGCGGAGCAGGGCCGGCUUGGUGGGUGGCUGCUCGGUGCCUGAGGGCCACUUUCCCGGCCACCUGGUGGACAUCAGCGGCACAGGGACCCUGUCCCAGAGCUACCAGUAUGAGGUGUGUCUGACGGGAGACUCUGGGAGUAAUGAGUUCAAAUUCUUGAAACCUAUCUUGCCCAAUAUUCUAGGCCAGGACAUUGGGAGGAAGUCAGAGGGAAAUCCAACAUCCCAUAAUAGUUUGGGUAUCUGA
Messenger RNA from Molossus molossus (Pallas's mastiff bat), 2599 nucleotides. Its product is annotated as protocadherin beta-15-like. Gene Ontology annotation, cellular component: plasma membrane. Bases 212 to 2599 code for a protein of 795 amino acids. The transcript has a single exon. Gene Ontology annotation, molecular function: calcium ion binding. NCBI's taxonomy places the organism in Eukaryota, Metazoa, Chordata, Mammalia, Chiroptera, Molossidae. Gene Ontology annotation, biological process: homophilic cell-cell adhesion. The record is from RefSeq and is a predicted model, not a curated record.